CCCGAGGACUCCUUGGAAGGCGCGGCUGGUGGGGUUAUGCAAGAAAAAAACUGUGUGAGUGUAACUCUGUAUUGCAGAAAAUGCAAAACUGUUACACUUGUCAUGCUGGACAUGCAGCAGAGGCAAUUUUCGUGCGUGUUUUCACGUACUAGCUACGCAUGACAGGUUUUCUGUGUCAUGCAGAGCAAACUUGUGAUGCUAUU
This is a messenger RNA of Amoebophrya sp. A120, 203 nucleotides long. NCBI's taxonomy places the organism in Eukaryota, Dinophyceae, Syndiniales, Amoebophryaceae. The record is from the annotation of a GenBank genome assembly.